This is a messenger RNA of Cyphellophora europaea CBS 101466, 1149 nucleotides long. RefSeq lists its product as uncharacterized. The record is from RefSeq and is a predicted model, not a curated record. Gene Ontology annotation, molecular function: glycosyltransferase activity. Lineage: Eukaryota; Fungi; Ascomycota; Eurotiomycetes; Chaetothyriales; Cyphellophoraceae. The coding region runs from base 1 to 1149 and encodes 382 amino acids. Gene Ontology annotation, biological process: protein N-linked glycosylation. Gene Ontology annotation, cellular component: Golgi membrane. The transcript has a single exon.
AUGGCUCACUUUUCUCCCAAGCCUGCCACCAAUUCAUCUGAGCUGCCUGACCCACCGUCAGGCUAUGACGGGCCUUGCAUUGCCUCGGGCGACGCUCAGUAUUCAGCAUCGCCUAGCCAAAAUCGCUCGAGCAUUGUGAAACUAUCGAUGCUCUACUACGACACCGUAACCUCAGAUACCGAAGCCUACGAGCGCGCCAUGCAGUCCCACGUCCCCCACGACGUACAGUUCGGCUACGACCACUUCAUCCUCCGCCGCGGUCUCGUGGCUGGCCUCUGGACCAAACAAGCCCAGAUCCUUCAAUUCCUGAUCCAAGAACUCGCCAAGGCCCCCGACCAACGUUACGAAUGGAUCUUCUGGCACGACGCCGACUCAGUCCUCGUCAACCACAACAUCCCACUGGAAAUUUUCCUCCCACCGCCCGGCUGGGAGCACAUCAACUGGCUCGUCUCCAAUGACCUCAGCGGCCUCAACGCCGGCGUCUACCUCGUGCGCGUCUGCGAAUGGGCUGUGCACUUCUUCGCCGCCAGCCUCUCCUACCCGCUCUACCACGCCGACAAACACCUCCUGCACGACGAGCAAUCGGCGCAGGACCUCCUGCUGCGCGAGGCCCGCUGGCGCAACGCCACCAUGCACCUCCCCCAGCGCUGGUUCAACGCCUACCACAACUUCGGCACCGACAAGGACGUGCCGCCCGAGUGGCGCUGGGAGAACGGCUACGCCGAGCCCGGCGACAUGCUCGUCCACUUCCCCGGCACCGUGCCCGAGUUCCGCGCCCACGUCAUGGACGAGUGGCUGCAGAAGAAGCGCGAGCGGGCCGACGAGUAUUGUCCGCCGCUGGACCGCACGAGCUACGUCCAGGAUGUCGCGAGCUUUUGGGCUGACGAGGCGCCGCGAGAGGAAGAGGUGCAGGCGGCGUUCUGGCGGCACUAUCAUCUCAUGUCGACGGUGGCGCCGGCGCAGGAUCGGUUGAAGGAGCAGGAGCAGAAGGCGGCGAGGGAGCGGUUGGGUGAGGGUGCGUCGAGGGAGGUGGUGAGGCAGGAGAUGCAGAGGAUCACUGAGAGGUGGAACGAGAAAAAGAUUGAGGCGCUACGGGAGGCCGACGAGGCGGCCCUGGCAGAUGGGAAGGUCUAUCUCAACGACCCAUGA